Molecule: messenger RNA, 2246 nt
Organism: Drosophila elegans
Lineage: Eukaryota; Metazoa; Arthropoda; Insecta; Diptera; Drosophilidae
Product: lipase 1-like
Exons: 3
Coding region: 479-1696 (405 amino acids)
Biological process (GO): lipid metabolic process
Molecular function (GO): hydrolase activity, acting on ester bonds
Source: RefSeq, a predicted model, not a curated record
CUAAUUCUAAUAAACUUUACGACGCUAAGCUAAUUAUUAAAGGUUCUGAUAUAGGACAGGACUUCGGGAUAUCGAAAAGGAUAUCGAAAUGAGCAAAAAAUUAUAUUUGUGAUAAAACUACCAAACUAAUUUUUUGGCUAAGUGUUACUUUCAAUUAAAUCGGAGUUUUAAUUGCUGGUGAAUGUAAAAAUGAUAUUCAAGAUCAGUGUCAUUGUUGGUGAAAACUUCGGACAACAGUGACUAAUGAAAUUAAGAAGAUUUAAACAAGGAAAUACUAUUAUUAGGCGAAAAUUAGUUCUGAAAUCUUUUCCGCAUCGAUUAUCUGCAACUUAAAACAAUUUCCACAUGCACUAUUAACAGAAACAGAUCUCGGCUAAAGCACUUGAUUGGCCAAUUUCGCUUGCUUAAAUUAAUUCUGUCAAUUUCAUAGUGCAUGUUGCCAAUUGUUGUGAUCGAAGCAAAGUAAUAGGAGGGCAACAUGUUUAGAAGCUGUAAUGUGAAGUACUUGUGUGGCACUUUGAUCAGUCUAUAUUUUUAUUGUGAUAUUGUUUCAUGCGGCUUAAUAAAGGUCGACAAAAACAUUUUGGAGGAUGCCAAUCUAAUCACUCCGGAUCUAAUCAAGAAGUAUGGCUAUCCGGCGGAAACCCACAAGAUUCAAGCCAAGGAUGGCUUUGUCCUUACGGCUCAUCGUAUUCCAAGGCCCGGUGGUCAACCCGUGUUGAUGGUGCACGGUCUGCUGGAAAGUUCCGUGACAUAUGUGAUCUUGGGACCGGAAAAGUCCCUGGGCUACCUGCUCAGCGAUCUGGGAUACGAUAUAUGGCUGCUAAAUACCCGAGGUAAUCGGUAUUCGCGCAAGCACAAGCGCUUCCACCGAUACCAACCGCAGUUCUGGGACUUCUCCUUCCACGAAAUCGGGGUGUACGAUCUCCCGGCAGCCAUUGAUUAUGUCCUGGCGAGGAGCAAGGGCUUCGAACAGGUUCACUACGUCGGCCAUUCGCAGGGCACCACCUCCUUUUUUGUGAUGGGCAGUGAGCGACCCGCUUACAUGAAGAAAAUAAAGUUGAUGCAGGCUCUCGCUCCGGUGGCCUAUUUUGACUAUAUCGACUCACCCCUUCUCCCCUUCGUCAAGUAUAUGAGACCCUUGGCUUUUCUUGCCAGAUCAUUGGGGCUUUACGAAUUUCCGGCGGAGAACGAAGUGUGGCGGCGACUCGUCCACCAAAUCUGCAGCUUCGCUUUCCAGAACACCUGCACCUAUUUCAUCCAGGAACUAACGGGUGUGGAUAACCAACAGUUUAAUAUAAGCCUUGUGCCGCUUAUCACGGGACACUCAUCCUCGGGUUCGUCACUUAAAUCGGUGGAGCACUAUGGUCAACAGAUCCAAAGCGGGGGAUUCUUCAAGUACGAUUACUACAACGCCUGGGAGAAUCGAAGAAGAUACGGUGCCGACACUCCGCCACAGUACAAAGUGGCCAACGUUGACUGCAAAGUGGCACUGUACUACGGUAAAAACGAUCGCCUAACCUCCUACAAAGAUGUGGAACGUUUAAGGGACAAUCUGCCAAAUGUGGUGCACGAUUACCUGAUUCCAAAUCCCCGGUUUAACCACAUCGACUUUAUAUGGGGAAGCGAUGUGAAAACCAUGCUCUACGAUCGAAUGCUGGAAAUAAUGCGGCAAGUGGAUAGUGGCGAAUUGUAGGUUUACUAGCAAAUAACAUUAUAGUGUGCCAAAAAAAAAAACAAAUUUAUUUUUAAAAAUGCAUGGAACAGACACUUUAAUUUAUGAGGAAUUUAUACUUUUAAUUUUAAAUUAAUUUACAUAAAGGUGGUUUAUUAAAUGUUCAGUUAAUGAUAUCUUAUCAGUGUAUUUUAUACUCACCUUCUCAGUUAACUUCUAAAUGUAAAUGUACUUUAUUAAAAUCUUGUAAAAAAUCUGAACUAAAUUAGUUUAUAGAAUAUUUUCGAUAUGUAGGCAACUAUAAUAAAUACAACAUACCAAAUGCAAUGCAAAUAAUGUUUAAUAUACCUAUGCAUACAGCUAAAAUAACUAUUAUUAUAUUUAUGUUUUAUGUGCAUAAGAAAGUCGAAUUUUAUUUGCUUGCAUGGUUGUUCGUUAUGUUCCACAAUGUUAAUAUUUCACGAUGUUAGUUAAUAACAUUUUACCAAAUAAAUAGGAAAUACCUUCCUAAAAUUGUGCUUACUCAUUAUUGCAUAAAAAUAUCAAACUUUCUGUGAAUAUAACUGGUGCU